Silurus meridionalis is the source of this 935-nucleotide messenger RNA. RefSeq names its product chemokine (C-C motif) ligand 25b (gene ccl25b). Gene Ontology annotation, molecular function: chemokine activity; CCR chemokine receptor binding. The coding region runs from base 117 to 416 and encodes 99 amino acids. NCBI's taxonomy places the organism in Eukaryota, Metazoa, Chordata, Actinopteri, Siluriformes, Siluridae. The transcript has 3 exons. The record is from RefSeq and is a predicted model, not a curated record. Gene Ontology annotation, cellular component: extracellular region. Gene Ontology annotation, biological process: cellular response to type II interferon; cellular response to tumor necrosis factor; lymphocyte chemotaxis.
CCUUCAACCCUGUAAGAGUCGUGGAUCUGCAGACGCUGCUCUUCACACAUUCAGCAAGUCUGUGUUUUUACUUCUGUAGUGUCUUUAACUUCAGCUCCAGAUAACAAACAGCAGCAAUGCAGCUUCGUGUCCUCGCUUUGCUCCUGCUCCUGCUGUGCAUGUGUCCAGUUCUGGCACAAGGUUCUUAUGAAAACUGUUGCCUGAAGUACGGCUCGGAGCCGAAAGCCCGAUUCAAGAAGAAAGUUGUGAGCUACAGGAUUCAGGAGUCUGAUGGAGGCUGUAACAUCCCUGCUGUGAUCUUCACUCUUGAAUUGAAGAAGUCACGAAUCCUCUGCGCCGACCCCAAACAGCCCUGGGUGAAGAUUCUGACGAGGUACGCAGACUGGCAAUCAAAACGCACAAAAUCGAAGAACUGAGUUCCUUUCUGUUGGUUUCUGAUGGUUUAUUGAUAAAUAUCAUGGGAAAAGAUAUUCUGAACAGCUCAUCACCUUAUAGCCCUGAUUUAAUCCUCUUUAUAAGAAGUUUAUACAGUAGCUUUACGCUAAUAUUUUGACUUUAACAGAAACAAUAAGUGCACAACAUUUCCUUCAUAGUUCAUGAUGAAUAUUUUGUAUGUAUUUGUUUUCUGCAGUUCAGUGUUAGUAGUGAAUGUAAAUAUUAGACAUCAGUGUUCUGGUGUUCUGCUGUUACACUUCUGAUGAUCUUCAGCUCUUUCUGCUCUCCUCCAGACUUCUCUCGAAUCCCUUCGUUUUUUUGUUUUUUUUCUUUUUAUAAAUUUUUGUUCUCACUGUAUUUUUGUAUGCUUUCUGGUGCAGCACAUUAUCUUACAUUAGUGUGUGUGUGUGUGUGUGAGAGAGAGAGAGAGAGAGAGAGAGAGAGAGAUGAAUAAAAGAGGGACUUGUGUAAUUGUUGUUCAUAAUAAAGAAAUAAAUAUA